Messenger RNA from Phoenix dactylifera (date palm), 809 nucleotides. RefSeq lists its product as uncharacterized. NCBI's taxonomy places the organism in Eukaryota, Viridiplantae, Streptophyta, Magnoliopsida, Arecales, Arecaceae. The record is from RefSeq and is a predicted model, not a curated record.
AUGGCUCGGACUAAGCUUGUUGCACUUGCCUUCAUAGUCUUGCUCAGCAUUGGGCUCUCCGAGGCAGGCCGAUCCUUGGCGUCUAGGGGCGGUGGUGGCGGUGGUGGUGGAGGGGGUGGUGGAGGUGGUGGCGGAGGUGGUGGCUCAAGGGGCGGUUCCGGUUACGGCUAUGGUUCCGGCUCUGGACAUGGUGCAGGAGGAGGAUCUGGGGCUGGUGGCGGAGGAGGUGGUGGUGGAGGAGGAGGAGGUGGCGGCGGAGGUGGCGGCUCAGGUGGCGGGUCCGGUUCCGGCUAUGGUUCCGGCUAUGGCUAUGGUGAAGGAGGAGGAUCUGGGGCUGGUGGCAGAGGUGGUGGGGGCGGUGGUGGUGGAGGAGGAGGUGGAGGUGGAGGUGGUGGAGGGAGUGGAAGCGGCAGUGGCUCUGGGUCGGGAAGCGGGUACGGGUCGGGCUCUGGACAUGGAGCUGGGGGAGCACGUGGAGGAUAUGGGAGAGGUGGAGGUGGCGGAGGAGGUGGCGGCGGUGGCGGCGGUGGCGGCUCUGGGUCCGGCUCUGGGUCUGGGUAUGGCUCCGGCUAUGGGUCUGGGCAUGGGAGUGGUGGGGGGCGCAGCCACCCUUAAAUUCUAGCCCUAUGAUAAUCCCAUGAAGCCCAUGAAGCCCGGCAUGCAGAUGCUUUUACUCCGUUGUAACUCCUCUCCACCUGUCUUCGUCUCUCCUUGUAUGUCCAUGUCUUUCCCUCUGUCUGAUUUUGUGUGCACCGUGUUUUGGUUAUGCAUGUAAUAAAUAAUGGAGGGGGCUUCAGUUGCUAAAUAAA